This is a messenger RNA of Protopolystoma xenopodis, 285 nucleotides long. The record is from the annotation of a GenBank genome assembly. NCBI's taxonomy places the organism in Eukaryota, Metazoa, Platyhelminthes, Monogenea, Polystomatidea, Polystomatidae.
AUGCGUUUUCUCGCAUUUUCACAAUACGCAACCGGUCUUUCCGUCUAUUUCGUAUACCGUCCGCGCAAUAUGCUUCGCUAUUUCGGAUCUUUGCGCCUCCAUGUUUCUGCAGUGUUUUUGGUGUUCGUUGAUUCGUUGGCAGAUUUUUCUUCCUGCUUCACCAAUAUACUUCUACUCAUAGUUGUUGCCUUUGAGGUGAUAAAUUCCCGAGCAACCCAGUUUGUCAAUCUUCUCGUGCUGCGUCGGCAGACUAGUGAAAAGUGUUCUCCUUUGGUAUCCCCUUAA